Messenger RNA from Durusdinium trenchii, 1371 nucleotides. The record is from the annotation of a GenBank genome assembly. NCBI's taxonomy places the organism in Eukaryota, Dinophyceae, Suessiales, Symbiodiniaceae.
AUGUUCGAUUUUGAUCAGUUGGAUGUCCCGCGUGUUGACGGUGACACAAGACAUGGAACAACACUUCCUUGCAACUCUGUGGACGAUGUGGCCGCCAAAGAUAUCGCAGCUGGAAAGUCUUGCCGAAUGAAGAUUGGAGAUGUUGCAGCUGAUGAAUUGCUUGGGAGUUUGCUUCGAAUGCACCAAAAUUCGCAGUACUUAUUCUAUUUGAGUGCGAACGAAGUGUCCAAGGACAGGCAACUUCAAAAUACCGAGGUGUCCAAUAGCCUAGAAAAACCACAGGAUGGAAAGAUGAGUGGAGGAUAUGAAAGUGCUCAGAAUCAGCAAGAACCAGAACAGCAAGCUGGUGAGGAUAAAGAACCCCCAAAUGUUGGUGAGGUUUUAGCAUUGUCACCAGAGCUCUUGGCUGCGGAGAUAGCUUCCCAGCAAUCUGUUGGCGAAGCUUUAGACUCCUCGCAAGAAGAGGGCACUGAAACUCAGCCAGGAACGCCAGUGAAGUGGAUGAUGGAGUGGGCCAUGGAAGAGCUGAAGAAGGAACUCGACUUCCGAUGGGAGGCAGAUUUGCAGGAGGAGUGCGAAAGGUUUGUGAAGUCGAAACAUGAGCUGCAGAGAGUGGCCGUGCCAGCUCUUCAUGCAGAGCUUUGUUCCAAGCGUUUGCUGGUGAUGGAGUUCAUUGAUGGCUGCAAAAUCACAAAAGCUCCGGAACACUUCCCUGACUGGGAUUACGGCAGAGAUGUACCAGCUAUUCAUGAAGCCCUUGAAACCUGGCACGCUAUGCAGCUCUUUUUGACUGGCAAGUUUCAUGGAGACCCUCAUCCUGGCAAUGUUUUGGUACGCCGGAGCCCACACACAAUUCCAGGCAAAAGCCCCUUUCAGGUGGUGGUCAUUGAUCAUGGGGGGUACUACAGCUUGGAUGAUGAGACUCGCAAACUCUAUGCGGAGGUAUGGAGCAUGAUGGAUGAACCGAAGGACGCACAGCAGAAGUCUGCAAGGCGCACUCGCCUGAAAGAAAUUAUGUCCAUGUGGGGCAUUGGGCAUACAUCUCGCUUUGUCCUUGAGCAAAUGUUCAAUGGCCAUUUCGGAGCUGCUGAUCCCACUGCCAGCAUUACUGAAAACGGUGAGGCGAGACGCCAUCGCUGGAAUUGGAUGAAUCAAAAGCAGGAUGAUCUUGGACCGCCCGUCUUUGAGGACGUCUCCAAGAUGCCUCCUGCCUUGAUGAAAGCCUUCGGCGUAGGAAACUUCACUCGUUCUGCCUGGACCAUUCUCUCAAAAGGCCAGAAAGGCCUGCGAGGUUGGGACUUCUGCAAGGUGCGGGUCGGAAUCAUGAUUCGCUGGGCGAAGAAUUGCCCAGGUGUCAGGCGCCCACCCUGA